Symbiodinium natans is the source of this 531-nucleotide messenger RNA. Lineage: Eukaryota; Dinophyceae; Suessiales; Symbiodiniaceae. The record is from the annotation of a GenBank genome assembly.
AUGUCUUCCCCGUCAGCACCAGACCUGUGUUUGGGACAGGGCAUCUUGGAAAGCGCAGGCGUCGUCUCGCCUGGUAGCUUAAGCCUCAGAGCGUUUUGGAGCCCGGAGACCAACGCUUGUCUCAAGAAUGGAAGCUUCGCCAGCAUCACGGAGGAGGACAAGCGUCACCUUCGCAAGGCAGAUGCCGAGCGGAAGAAGGCAGAAGAGAGCCUCAGGUUAGAGGUGGUGAACCUCGAGAGAGAGAGGAGUGGCCUGGAGCAGAAACUGAGUGACAUGGAGAAGAGAUGGAAGGUGCUGCAGUUUGACCACGACAAGCUGAAGGCAGCUGGACAGGCUGAUGCCGCGAGACCGGAGGAGCGCGGACAGCGGACCAAGCGAGAUCGCAGCGUCACCUAUCAGCCUGGCGGACAAAGUGACACCUCGUCACGCCGGCAGCUCGUGCACAUCGUGGAAGUCGAUCUCCUGCAAGAGGACGGGCCACGCAUAGAGGAGAAAGAUGUGGAAGAGUCCGAUGUGAGCUCGACUACCUAA